Messenger RNA from Ustilago hordei, 1605 nucleotides. RefSeq lists its product as uncharacterized. The record is from RefSeq and is a predicted model, not a curated record. Gene Ontology annotation, biological process: glutathione biosynthetic process. The transcript has a single exon. The coding region runs from base 1 to 1605 and encodes 534 amino acids. Gene Ontology annotation, molecular function: ATP binding; glutathione binding; glutathione synthase activity. Lineage: Eukaryota; Fungi; Basidiomycota; Ustilaginomycetes; Ustilaginales; Ustilaginaceae. Gene Ontology annotation, cellular component: cytosol.
AUGGCCACCUCUACCUUACCAUCGUGGCCUCCCACCCUCACCCCCUCCCAACUCACCCACCUCUCCACCCUCGCAACAGACUACGCCCUCUCCCAUGGUAUAAUCUACCGUCCACUCCCCUCCUCGCCCUGCACCACCCCUGCACUCGACUCUGCAAUCCACGCCCCAUUCUCUCUCUUCCCCUCUCCCUUGCCUGAAUCCCUCUUCACCCGCGCCACAAACCUUCAACCAUCAUUCGACCUACUCUACGCCUCGAUCUCAACCAACCACGCCUUCCUAACUCGCGUAAUCGGCCAAUCCGUAAUCCACGUCGACGAAUUCCAAAAGCAACUUUGGCAUAUCUUCAUCUCAGUCAAGCACGAUCUCGUGCAGAACUUAAGCUUGGGUCUGUUUAGGAGCGAUUAUCUACUGCAUGAUGAAGAGAGUCAUGGCCUUGUUGGCGCCAGGAGGGGAGAGUUGGCAUUGAAACAGGUCGAGUUUAAUACGAUUAGUGCAAGUUUCGGUGCAUUGUGUACCAAGGUGGCUCGUUUGCAUGGUCAUUUGGUUGAUACGACCGGGUAUUUGGGUCUUUCGGAGGCGUUGGAGGAUAAGCAGAGGUUGCCGGAGAAUAAAGCGCUCGAGAUUUUGGCUGGGGGACUUGCUGCUGCUCAUAAGGCAUAUUUGUCGCAGUUUUAUGCUGGGGCAAGAGGACAGGUGAAAAAGAGGGUAUAUGUGCUGUUUGUUGUGCAAGAAGGCGAACGAAACGCAUUCGAUCAACGUCCGCUGGAAUACGAACUUCAGAAAGAAUCUAUCCCCGUUUUACGAGAGACGUUUGCAGAAAUCGCCGAGAGGAUGAUCGCUCAAACCUCUUCAAACCGGACGCUAAGACUAGCUCACCCUGUGUUGGGCCAAGUCGAAAUCAGCACCAUUUAUUUCCGAGCUGGAUAUGGUCCUUCCGACUACACCUCCUCUCAAGCUUGGGAAACCAGAAAACAACUCGAGCUGAGUAGCGCUAUCAAAUGCCCUAGUAUCUCAGUGCAACUAGCGGGAGCUAAAAAGGUUCAACAAGUUCUCGCCGAGCCGAACCAACUCUCCUGCCUACUCGCUGCUAUCCCUAGUCAGGAAGCCAAAACUGAAAUCUUGAAAGAGACUUUUUCGGACCUAUACCCACUUGACGAUUCCCGGAUAGGUGAGGAAGGAUACAGACUCGCACUGCAAUCUCCUGAAGGAUAUGUUAUGAAACCGCAACGAGAAGGUGGUGGGAACAACGUCUAUCGUUCUGACAUUCCUCCCUUCCUCAAAGAAUUGGAAAAACAAGGCGAGAAAGAGGCGGAGGGGACAAUCAAAAAGAGAGCGGCUUAUAUUUUGAUGUCUCUCAUCAAACCUCCCUCUGGGUUAGGCAAUUAUUUGGUCAAAGCCGGCAGUGGAGCAGUGCUGGGAAAAGACACAGUAAGCGAGUUGGGUGUAUACGGAGCAAUUCUGUUCGAAGAUAAGGGAGAAAAGUUGCCCUUACACGUUUUGCAUCAUGAAUCCGGAGGCUUCUUGUUAAGAACCAAGGCGAGGGAGAGUGAUGAAGGAGGAGUGGCUGUUGGCUUUAGUGUUAUCGACUCGCCCCUACUCAUUUAA